CCCCCCCCCUCCAAGCAAACAAACACGCAAGCAAUGCAUCGACAAAAUGGAACACCUCCUCCGUAAAGUCCUCCCGCACGCCACGCCGCGCACGGUCGCGCGCCUGACCUUCAACGGCGUGGGCCUGUUCUGCGCCUUCACCUUCGUCUGGGAACACCUGAUCACCGUGCAGCUGAGCGAGGGGCCCUCGAUGUACCCGACCUUCAAUCCGCGGGGCGACUACCUGAUGAUAUCGCGGGUGCAUAAGCACGGGCGCGGCAUCCAGGUCGGCGACGUGGUGCGGUUCUAUCAUCCUACGUUUCUGGGCAUGAAUGGCGCGAAGAGGGUCAUUGGGAUGCCGGGGGAUUUUGUCUGUCGGGAUUUGGCGUUUAGUCAGGAGGUCGGGAAGGGGGGGGAGAUGAUCCAGGUCCCCGAAGGUCAUGUCUACUUGGGAGGAGAUAAUCUGCCCUGGUCGAGGGAUUCGAGAAACUACGGUCCUAUUCCGAUGGGUCUGAUCAAUGGGAAGAUCAUCGCGCGCGUCUGGCCGCCGUCGAAGAUGGAGUGGACGCGCAAUACAAUGGAGCUGGCGGAUCUGUCCGACGCGUGAUGAUGCGUUCGGGAUACAUGUACAGUGCUUGACUUGCUACGCAUGGUUGGAGUCUGGAGUUGGAGGAAUUUGUGCAUAUUCAUACAUAUCUCUUGUACAAUACAGAUGGAAGUCCAAAGAAAUGUUGUAACGGGGAAAAAAAAGGGAAGAUGCUUAACGGGGCA
Aspergillus heteromorphus CBS 117.55 is the source of this 750-nucleotide messenger RNA. RefSeq names its product putative mitochondrial inner membrane protease subunit 1. The record is from RefSeq and is a predicted model, not a curated record. Lineage: Eukaryota; Fungi; Ascomycota; Eurotiomycetes; Eurotiales; Aspergillaceae. The transcript has 2 exons. Gene Ontology annotation, cellular component: membrane; mitochondrial inner membrane peptidase complex. Bases 47 to 586 code for a protein of 179 amino acids. Gene Ontology annotation, molecular function: serine-type endopeptidase activity.